Pongo pygmaeus (Bornean orangutan) is the source of this 5571-nucleotide messenger RNA. RefSeq names its product zinc finger protein 268 (gene ZNF268). The record is from RefSeq and is a predicted model, not a curated record. The transcript has 6 exons. Gene Ontology annotation, molecular function: RNA polymerase II cis-regulatory region sequence-specific DNA binding; DNA-binding transcription activator activity, RNA polymerase II-specific. Gene Ontology annotation, cellular component: nucleus. The coding region runs from base 352 to 3195 and encodes 947 amino acids. Lineage: Eukaryota; Metazoa; Chordata; Mammalia; Primates; Hominidae. Gene Ontology annotation, biological process: regulation of transcription by RNA polymerase II.
ACGUAACGGCCGCCAUUGUUCCGCGCCGAUGGCGCGAGCCUUGUUCCGCAGAUAGCGUUCGUCGCCCGUCGUGGUCAACUGGCCAGCCGAGUCUGGAGUGGUUGCGAACCCUUCUGGCUGCAGAUCUGGAGGUGGAGGCAGUACCUCGGACUCUAUCCUGCUGCCCCUUCAGGGUUUGGAGGAGCCGGAGGCGCGGAAUUCCUCCGGUUUCAAGGCGGCGGGACGGGAUAGAACUAAUCUGCCUUAACUCUCUCCUGCUGCAGACCCGGGGCGGUUGCCUGACCCUAACCUGUGUGUUGCAUCCCUCGCGUCCUGUCACCUCCAGCGAGGCACACAAAACUGACCGUAGGGAUGGCCACCAGGGUCCGGACAGCUUCUAUUUGGGUCCCACCUCUCCAAGAACGAAACAGUUCAUGGGAUGGGAUCAGAAAGCUCCAAGGUCAGGAAUCCAUCUUGGGCCAAGGGACUCCUGGUCUGCAACCUCUCCCUGGAGCACCCAGGCAGAAGCAGAAGAGUCGCAGAACAGAGAAAGUCCUAGAGUGGCUAUUUGUUUCCCAAGAGCAGCCAAAAAUCACCAAGUCCUGGGGACCUUUGUCAUUCAUGGAUGUGUUUGUGGAUUUUACCUGGGAGGAGUGGCAGCUGCUAGACCCAGCACAGAAGUGCCUGUACAGGAGUGUGAUGUUGGAGAACUAUAGCAACCUGGUGUCCCUAGGGUAUCAACACACCAAACCUGAUAUCAUCUUCAAGCUGGAACAAGGAGAAGAGCUGUGUAUGGUGCAGGCCCAAGUUCCAAAUCAGUCCUGUCCAAACACAGUCUGGAAAAUUGAUGAUCUUAUGGAUUGGCAUCAGGAAAAUAAAGCCAAGCUGGGAAGUACGGCAAAAAGCUUUGAAUGCACUACAUUUGGAAAACUAUGUCGUCUUAGUACAAAGUAUCUUUCAAGACAAAAACCUCAUAAAUGUGGCACGCAUGGAAAGAGUUUGAAAUAUAUAGAUUUCACUAGUAAUUAUGCUAGAAAGAAUCCUAAUGGGUUUCAGGUACGUGGAAAAUCAUUCUUCCAUUCUAAACAUGAGCAAACUGUUAUUGGAAUAAAAUACUGUGAAAGUAAUGAAUCUGGAAAAACUGUCAAUAAGAAAUCGCAACUUAUGUGCCAACAAAUGUAUAUGGGCAAAAAACCCUUUGGAUGCAGCUAUUGUGAGAAAGCCUUCAGCAGCAAGUCAUACCUUGUAGUGCAUCAGCAAACUCAUGCCGAAGAGAAACCCUACGGGUGUAAUGAAUGUGGGAAAGACUUCAGUAGUAAAUCAUACCUCAUUGUACAUCAGAGAAUUCAUACAGGAGAGAAACUACAUGAAUGCAGUGAAUGCAGGAAAACAUUCAGUUUCCAUUCACAGCUUGUUAUACAUCAGAGAAUUCACACAGGUGAGAAUCCCUAUGAGUGCUGUGAAUGUGGGAAAGUCUUCAGUAGGAAAGACCAGCUUGUUUCACACCAGAAAACUCAUUCAGGACAGAAACCAUAUGUGUGUAAUGAAUGUGGGAAAGCUUUUGGUUUAAAAUCACAGCUCAUUAUACAUGAAAGAAUUCAUACAGGAGAGAGACCAUAUGAAUGCAAUGAAUGUCAGAAAGCCUUUAAUACAAAGUCAAACCUUAUGGUACAUCAGAGAACCCAUACAGGGGAGAAACCUUAUAUUUGUAGUGAUUGUGGAAAAGCCUUUACAUUCAAGUCACAGCUCAUUGUACAUCAGGGGAUUCACACAGGAGUAAAGCCCUAUGGGUGUAUUCAGUGUGGUAAAGGAUUCAGUUUGAAGUCACAGCUCAUUGUACAUCAGAGAAGUCACACAGGAAUGAAACCUUACGUAUGCAGUGAAUGUGGCAAAGCCUUCAGGAGCAAGUCAUACCUUAUUAUACAUACAAGGACUCAUACAGGAGAAAAACUCCAUGAAUGCAACGAUUGUGGGAAAGCCUUCAGUUUUAAAUCACAGCUCAUUAUACAUCAGAGGAUUCAUACAGGAGAGAACCCCUAUGAAUGCCAUGAAUGUGGGAAAGCCUUCAGUCGGAAAUACCAGCUUAUGUCACACCAGAGGACUCACGCAGGAGAGAAGCCUUAUGAAUGCACCAACUGUGGAAAAGCUUUUGGUUUAAAGUCACAGCUUAUUAUACACCAGAGAACUCAUACAGGGGAGAAACCAUUUGAAUGUAGUGAGUGUCAGAAAGCCUUUAAUACAAAGUCAAACCUGAUUGUACAUCAGAGAACUCAUACAGGAGAGAAACCCUAUAGUUGUAAUGAAUGUGGAAAAGCCUUUACGUUCAAAUCACAGCUCAUUGUACAUCAAGGAGUGCACACUGGAGUAAAACCCUAUGGAUGCAGUCAAUGUGAAAAAACCUUUAGUUUGAAGUCCCAGCUCAUUGUACAUCAGAGAAGUCACACAGGAGUAAAACCAUAUGGAUGCAGUGAGUGUGGGAAAGCCUUCAGGAGCAAGUCAUACCUUAUUAUACAUAUGAGAACUCAUACAGGAGAGAAACCACAUGAGUGCAGGGAAUGCGGGAAAUCCUUUAGUUUCAAUUCACAGCUCAUUGUGCAUCAGAGAAUUCACACAGGAGAAAAUCCCUAUGAAUGCAGCGAAUGUGGGAAAGCCUUUAAUAGGAAAGACCAGCUCAUUUCACAUCAGCGAACUCAUGCGGGGGAAAAGCCUUAUGGGUGCAGUGAAUGUGGGAAAGCUUUUAGCAGCAAGUCAUACCUAAUUAUACACAUGAGAACUCAUUCAGGUGAGAAACCAUAUGAAUGUAAUGAAUGUGGGAAAGCCUUCAUUUGGAAAUCACUACUCAUUGUACAUGAGCGAACUCAUGCAGGGGUCAACCCUUAUAAGUGCAGUCAAUGUGAGAAAACCUUCAGUGGGAAAUUACGCCUUCUCGUACACCAGAGAAUGCACACAAGAGAGAAACCAUAUGAAUGCAAUGAGUGUGGAAAAGCCUUCAUUAGGAAUUCUCAACUCAUUGUACAUCAAAGAACUCAUUCAGGAGAGAAACCCUAUGGGUGCAAUGAAUGUGGGAAAACCUUCUCUCAAAAAUCAAUUCUCAGUGCACAUCAGAGAACACAUACAGGAGAGAAGCCUUGUAAGUGCACUGAAUGUGGGAAAGCCUUUUGUUGGAAGUCACAGCUCAUUAUGCAUCAGAGAACUCAUGUAGAUGACAAACAUUGAUAAUUUUAUGAAACUCUGAAAAGUGGAUUCACAAGAGAUAGAAACAGAAUCAUAUAAAGAGAAACUCUGUAAGUGGAAUCAUCUUGUCAUCUUCCAGAAGACUCAUACUGAAUAGAAACUAUGAAUACACAGCAUAUGGAAAGGCAUCCACAGAAAGCUGUUCUUUACAUGCGAAAAGAUAGUAGACAAUACACAGGAAAACUGAAUUUAGUAACCACUCUGAAAAUUUUCAGCAGCGUCAUACCUUUUUUAAAAAAGUUAAUACAGGUGAGGAAUCAUGUUAAACGUAAAGUCAUUUUACUAAUGUAAGAUUCACAAAGAGGAAACUUCAUGAACCAGAUGAAUAUAGAAUAGACUUCUUUGAAAUUCAUAGUUUACAGAAUUUUAAUGAGAGAAAUUAUUGAGCUAAUGAAUGGCAGAAUUAACAAAAUUACAAACAUUUUAUGUAUCGGAAGCAUAUACCUUGGAGGAACAAUGCUAUAAGGGAAAGUUUAAAUCUAGAAAUGAGAAAUCUGUAGGGAAAAAAUAUAAAUCUAGAAAUGAGAAACCCCUAGGAAAAAAUACGAACAUCUAUGAAUGUACCAGAUAAGCCACAGCUGGACUGUUAACCUCACGUUAGAAGCUUCAUUCUAAAGAAAAAAAAACAAAAACCAACCUAUUAUUAAAUCUGAAUUAAUAUUAAUUUUGAAGAAUUAUUUCCUUUAGGAAUCAUUUUAAGAGAAAUUUUAUUCCAGGUGUUCCAAAAUUUCAGGAAAAGAUUUGAGAAAAUUCUCAAUUAUAAAUAAUAAGAUACAGAUUAUUUCAGUGUACAAGAGAAUCUAGUAAGGAGGUUAAGAAUAAGAAAUAACAUCCCAGAGCCUACAGGGAUAUUUAGAUAUCUUCCUAUGUGUACUACAUAAUAUGAAUUUUGCAGUUUGGCAUUUUACUUGUGAACGCCAUAUGUGAAACAAAAGUAAAUAUCAUCUUCCAGAGGUUUCUACUCUGCAUACCAACAUUGUUUCUUUGUGUCUUACCAAAUGCAACUUGUUACUAGAAUAUGACAUUAAAAAUGCAUUUCCACACUGCAAACAUUUUCUAGGGCUAUCUUUUGCCCUUUGGAAGCAGUCUUGGCAGCAACCUCUUUAGUUAUAGUAAUCAAUAUAAGGCACACUUCAUGUGUUUGUGUAGCCUGGAAUCUAGUCUACCUUCACAGGUUAGAACAUCUUGAUUUCCUCUUAGAGAAACAUUCCCUCACGGUGUAUGUAGUCACGAUGGAACCACCAUUCAAGAUGCCCUGCCCAGGACUUGGUAUGAGCACUAUGGUCAGCUGAGGCUCAGAACUUUACAUUGUUAAUGGGUUUUUCAAGUUCAGAAAAGCAACGUGAGCUUUUGUUCUAUGGUAGCAUCUUGAUAUAAUAAGUAGCUAUUUCAAUGGAGGUUCCCAGAACAGCUUUUGUUACUGUCAUUUUCUUAACUUUGUUCACUUGUCUUUUAUUUUGAGCUAUUGGGUGUGCUUUUAAUACAUUCCUUGUUUGAUUGCAUUAGCCAUUGUGUAUCUAUUGCAUACAGGUUACUAAAUCAGAUGGCUUCAGAAAUGGGUGGUAGAGGAGUAGGCAGAAACUUGCAAGCAUAUGUGGAUAUUUGGAAAUGGUUGUUUCCCAAGACAGGAUGGAAGUCUUUCAAGUCUCCAUUUAUAUUCCACGGCAGAAACUUGGCCCAUGCUAUGAAGUCAUGAAAUGAAUUGUUGGCAUCAUGUGCCCACUGAGGCUCCGGGGAAAUGGAUAAGUUGUCAUUGAAAAAUUUUAGACAGAAUUCUGGAGUGUGGUCAAGAGGAGACUGCUUUUGAUACCCAUGUAUAACAUGGAGAAUAAUGAUCUUAAAACUUCAAUUUAAGAUUAUGUGUCAUCAGUGAUAAUACUUAGUUACAUGUAGCUAUAGAGUCAGAGUGGUGAAAAAUUCUGCCAGUUGCUUACUCACAAAAUUAGUUUUCUUCACUACCUCAUCAGGUUUGUUACGUGAGUGGGCAUUAAUCUGGGAAGAGUGGGACCCUGGCAGUCAGAUUAGGGCUAUCUUGGAGGAAUAUGAGGAUUCAACACUGCAGAUAUUUCUGAAACACCUUCCACUUUGUACUCUAUUAGAUACCCAAAGAAAUUUUCAUCCUUGAAGUGGACGAAUUUAAUGAUUUCUGAACGCCUAACUCUUGUGUUCUGCUUAUACAGAAUCCAGUCUCAAGAUACUUGGGGUGAAGAAUGAUGAUUCACAGAAGGGAAGAGAAAUCUUACAUAAACAAAUAAUUGCAGAUAUUUGCUAAAGUGUAUCCCCCAAUCUGGGAAAUACUGCAAAGGUGUAUAUUAUUAUUGAUGUACCAAAGAAGACAGAAUAAAUUCAUAAGAGAAA